CAAAGAGGUGUUCUGCUUCAUUGUUACUUUGGAGCCUAAUGUACUUGGUAUCAGUUUGAUUGGAUGUCUUCUCUCAAAUCUCCAAAACAGAAUAAGACACAAGGAACGAUUCUUCCUGCUCCAAAUUUUAACCCUAUAAUGGAUGCCCAGUUGCUAGGAGGAGCCCUACAGGGAAUUAGUUGUGAAAAAGAUGUGUUGAUUGAUAUCCUAACUCAGCGUUGCAACUCACAGCGGCUCAUGAUUGCUGAGGCAUACAGAGACAUGUACAGCAGGGAUCUAAUAACAGACCUAAAAGAGAAUCUCUCUCAUCACUUCAAAGAAGUUAUGGUUGGCUUGAUGUAUCCACCUGCCUCCUAUGAUGCCCACGAGCUUUGGCAUGCCUUGAAGGGAGUAGACAUAGAAGAAAAAUGUCUAAUUGACAUAUUAGCCUCAAGAUCAAAUAUGGAGAUCUUCCAGAUGAAAGAAGCCUACCUAAUGCAAUAUAAUACUGAUCUUCAACAAGAUAUUGAUUCUGAGACAUCAGGUCACUUCAGAGAUACACUCAUGAACCUUGCUCAGGGAACAAGGAUGGAAGGAUAUGCUGACCCUUCUACAGCUGCUCAGGAUGCAAUGAUUCUAUGGGAAGCAUGUCAGCAGAAGACAGGCGAACACAAAAACAUGCUGCAAAUGAUUCUCUGCAACAGGAGUCACCAGCAGUUGUGGAUGGUUUUUCAGGAGUUCCAAAAUAUCUCUGGGCAAGAUAUAGUAGAUGCCAUUAAUGAAUGUUACGAUGGAUACUUUCAAGAAUUACUGGUUGCAAUAGUUCUCUGCAUUCGUGACAAGCCUUCCUACUUUGCUUACAGGCUUUAUAAUGCAAUUCAUGACUUUGGGUUUCACAAUAAAACAGUUAUUAGGAUUCUCAUAGCCAGGAGUGAGAUUGACUUGAUGAACAUACGACAGCGAUACAAAGAGAGAUACGGGAAAUCACUCUUCCAUGACAUUAAACUCGUAUACUCAAUGGCAUUUCCCCUAUUCUGUUUGAAACAAAAGUAAAAAUUAGAAUCAAGUACUCCAUCCAGUCCAGUGCCAUGUGCUGGAAAACCUGGAAGGUGAAGCACUACUUAGCUUUAAGCAAUGUUCCAGUGGAUUAAACUCUGAAUUCCUUUUUUACCUAUCUCAUUUUAACCAUUAAUUGAAUACUGACCUCCGGAGCAUGGAGGUAUACCCAGGAUGCCCUAGGUGAUUAAAUUCAAGAACUGACUGCUAUUGGGUAACAUUGCACCUCUGAGAGAGGCUGAAGGAGGCGGCGCUCCCGGGAAUACCCGUGAACGAUCUGAGACAGCAUCUGGUCACAGCAGCACCCACGGCAGCGAGGAAAGGCAGCAGAGCCCGACCCCGAGUCCCCGCCCCAAAGGAAAACGUGACGCUGCUUUUAAGUACCCCGGGUCUAUUCAGGGCAGCCUGUCCGUGUAUACCACCUGUCAGCCUCUUACGGAAAUAGAAGUGAGGGGAAGUGUGGUAAUGUUCACUCAAGUAUCUGCUUUUCUCCCGCCGCUGCAAGGUGUCCAACUGGACACAGACCUUCUGCAUGUUUUUAGAGAGGCACUUUCUGCAGGUGCAGUCCGUGUGACUGAACAAAGCACUGCUACAGAAAGGUACAAAUACGUGGUUGCUUUUGUGCACCUGUCGCUUCCCUCAGCCUCUGGAUAUAACACUAAUUACAGCCUAUCUGAUUUCUUUGCAAAUACUGAUAUGCUGUUACAAAUAUAUUGAUUUAUAAUAAACUUAAAAUUUCU
Corvus hawaiiensis (hawaiian crow) is the source of this 1775-nucleotide messenger RNA. RefSeq names its product annexin A10 (gene ANXA10). Gene Ontology annotation, molecular function: phospholipase inhibitor activity; calcium ion binding; calcium-dependent phospholipid binding. NCBI's taxonomy places the organism in Eukaryota, Metazoa, Chordata, Aves, Passeriformes, Corvidae. The record is from RefSeq and is a predicted model, not a curated record. Bases 64 to 1032 code for a protein of 322 amino acids. Gene Ontology annotation, cellular component: cytoplasm. The transcript is spliced from 12 exons.